AUGUCCGCUGUCAUGCGACUCAAUAACCAUCUUCAACGUAACGGUCAACUUGAGCAGUUGAGCUGGGCGGAAUCUUCCUAUGGUCCACCGAACGACCUCAAUUGGACAAUGAAAUGCAAGCUGCGAGAACAAGUCCUUGGAGAGGCUACGUCGAAGAGGAAGAGCGACGCGAAAGAGGCUGCUGCUGCGACCGCUCUGAGUAGGCUCGGUCAGUGA
This is a messenger RNA of Fomitopsis serialis, 216 nucleotides long. RefSeq lists its product as uncharacterized. The coding region runs from base 1 to 216 and encodes 71 amino acids. The transcript has 3 exons. The record is from RefSeq and is a predicted model, not a curated record. Lineage: Eukaryota; Fungi; Basidiomycota; Agaricomycetes; Polyporales; Fomitopsidaceae.